Molecule: messenger RNA, 6595 nt
Organism: Rhea pennata
Lineage: Eukaryota; Metazoa; Chordata; Aves; Rheiformes; Rheidae
Gene: IGFBP5
Product: insulin like growth factor binding protein 5
Exons: 4
Coding region: 964-1773 (269 amino acids)
Biological process (GO): regulation of insulin-like growth factor receptor signaling pathway
Cellular component (GO): extracellular region
Molecular function (GO): insulin-like growth factor I binding; insulin-like growth factor II binding; fibronectin binding
Source: RefSeq, a predicted model, not a curated record
CUCCAGGGGAAAAGUGUUGGGAGAUCUACAAAGUGGAUUUUUUUUCCUCUCUUUUCCUUUUUUUUUUUUUUCUCUUCCCCCUGUUUUUUUACCACUCCUCUGCAGACUUUGCAACAAAAUACUUCAACUUUGCAGAAAACUUUUCUUUUUAAUUUUUUUUUCUUUUUGCCUCUUUUGGCAUUUUUUUUCAAUUUUUGCCUUUGCAAAUCUUGGAAGAGGAAAGCGGGAGGGUUGAACAGAGCCGAUCGAAACACAACUUUGCUUCAUACCAAGCUUCCCAGCAGCUCGCUGCGUCGGGAGAGGCUUUUUCUCCUCCUGCAGAAGAAGGGGGCGGGAAGGGGAGCUUUGCAUCCCCUCUUCCUUCUCCUGCGCUACACCCCCCCCGCCCCCGACUGCUUUGAUGCAUUAAUAGCAGGACACUGGUUUUCAAGGAACUUUGCUCCAUCCUCAGCCUGCCUCCUCCUAGCCCUUUGGGAAGUGUGUGUGUGUGUGUGAGUGUGUGAAAUUGCCAUCUCUUCCCCCCAAACCUCACGCCUCCCCCUGCAACCUGUUGCAGGAUUUUCUCCCUCUCCCCCCUCCCCUCUUUUCCUCCCCCUCUCUUUUUGCCCUCCCGCGGAUCGCGGUGGGAUUUCCUCCCUUCUGAAGCCAAAAAAAAAAAAGAAAGAAAGAAAGAAAAAGAAAGAAAAAGCUGAAAGAAGGGAGGAAAAAAAGACAAAAGCAAACCUAGACAACCCCCCCGCCCAAAGCCGAAAGAAAAGCAGGAGGGUCUCGCACCGCACACCGAGAAUAAACCUGAGCGUGGGGCGCUCGCCACCAGGGGCUCCACUUUCCGCCCCCCUCUCUCUUUUUUUUUUUUUUUUUUUUUUUCCCUCUCUUUUUGAAAUUUUUUGAAGGAGAGAGCGAAAAAGAGCGAGCCGCCCGCCCCCCCCCCUCCCUCGCCCGUCCCGCAGCAUCCCCGCCGCGAUGCUGCUGCGGCUCCUGGUGCUGCUGGGCGCUUGCCCGGGGCUGUCGCGGUGCCUCGGCUCCUUCGUGCAGUGCGAGCCGUGCGACGGCAAGGCGCUGUCGCUGUGCCCGCCGCCGCCGCUGGGCUGCGAGCUGGUGAAGGAGCCGGGCUGCGGCUGCUGCCUCACCUGCGCCCUGCCCGCCGGGCAGCCCUGCGGCGUCUACACGGAGCGCUGCGCCCGCGGGCUCCGCUGCCUGCCGCGCCAGGGCGAGGAGAAGCCGCUGCACGCCCUGCUCCACGGCACCGCCGUCUGCCUCAGCGAGAAGAGCUACCGCGAGCAAGCCAAGACGGAAAGAGAAUCCCGAGAACACGAGGAGCCAACCACAUCUGAGAUGACGGAAGAGACCUACCCACCCAAGGCAUACCGGCCCAAGCCUGGGCGCCUCUCUGAGCUCAAAGCUGAGGCUCUGAAGAAAGACCGUCGGAAGAAGCUGACCCUGGCCAAGUUUGUAGGCAUGGCAGAGAACACAGCGCACCCACGUGUUGUCAUCCCUGAGCUCCGGCAAGAGUUUGAGCUGGGUCCUUGCCGCAGGCACAUGGAGGCAUCCCUGCAGGAGCUCAAAAGCAGCCAGCGAAUGGUCCCUCGGGCUGUUCACCUCCCGAACUGCGACAGAAAGGGCUUCUACAAGCGAAAGCAGUGCAAGCCAUCCCGAGGCCGGAAGCGUGGCUUGUGUUGGUGCGUGGACAAAUACGGCAUGAAGCUGCCAGGGACUGAUUACCUGAGUGGAGACCUGCAGUGUCACGCAUUCGACAGCAGCAAUGUGGAGUGAACUUGCACCCUCUCCCUCUGCCCCAUCACUACCCCAGGCUCCCUUCCACCCACCCCUCCGCACCUCCCCAUGCCCCGGGACUCCGAUUCCUUUCAUCUCAUGUAAGAAGAAAAAAGAAAAGAAAAGAGAAAAGGAGAAAAGAGAGGGAAGAGAAAAACCCAGAAGAAACUGAGGACUUGGAAUCUACAGCAGCGUCUUGACAACAAGGACUUAGCAAGGAAAGGACAGAGCCAGAGACAAACCAGCUUCGGCCACUCUGCCAUCCUGCGACUGCCUGUGCCUCUCCCCAAUGCCACCUGCACCCCUCUGCUACAGAACAGAGGUCACGCCAACGUAGGAAGCUCUCUGGUUGGUGAUUUUCUAGUAUGGGUUGUGGGCAGAAUUUUUUAUUUUUUUAUUAGCUAGUUAUUUUGUAAAUGGUCUCGAGAGGAAAUCGUGUGGUGAACAGCAUUUCCCCUCCUAACUCCAGUCCACUGGAGUUUCCUGCCCACAUCACUGGGACUCACUCAAGUCGAUGGGAUUUCCUUCUCAAACGAUUGCCCCGGAUCCAGACAGAUUCUGACAGCAUCACAGACCAGGCAGCAGUGUAAUGGGAGGAGGAGUCAAAUGAUUUGCUUUAUGUCUGGAGAUGAGCCGGGGAGGGAAAAAGAGCUCCUGCAACAGCACGAAUACCUGACACAAAAUAUUCGUGGACUUUAAAAAGAAACAGUCCGGAAAAGUAACAUACUUCUCAAUUCAGUUCCUCUUGAAUGGGAGGUCAGAAACUUUGUUUGUGGACAAGUUGGACUCUGAAAGUUAUCCAUCCAGGUGUGGAAGCAUUUGUUGUGUGCAUGUGUUUGUGUAUGUGUGUGAGCGUGUGUGUGCACAGAUGUGUCUUUGCCUCCUUGCAAAACUUGCCUCAAAACUGCUGCCCCAAAAAAAGAAAUCUGCUGGACUAAGCACAGGAGCAGACUUAGGAGGUAUAUCAGGGCCCUGCGAACAUUGAGGUGUGCAUCUGAACUGAUUCCACAGAUAGUCAUCAGUAUCCAUACGUAAGCGUGUGCAUGUGGGGACAGGGGGAUGCGGCCAAAAAUCUUCACCGCCCUUUACUGCCACAAGGAAGACCAGCUAUGGAGCCUUUUCUUAUUUUUUUUUGUCACAACUAAAAAAAAAUCAUUUGCUCCAAGGGGAAAAAAAAAACACUUUGUCUUAGAUUUUUUUUUUAAGGCUUGUUUAUAGCCUUUCCCAUAGGUUGGAAAAUGUCAAUCUCCAUCCUUUUGUAUUGAGAUACUGCUUACAUGUUUGCCACAGCUGAUUUCCCCUCAGCCCCAUCUCCCCACCCUGUAAUCAUAUCCUUGCAACGAGGCCCUCAUGUCUAACCCAGGAUCCAGAUCCUUGUUUAGUGACAGCAGCAACCACAAUGCAGAGACCCACUGACUCAGGCCUGCUUAGACUGCCGUUAGUUGCCUUCCUGCUUUUCAUUGUUUUUAUUUUUUUGUGUUCAAUUUUGGGACUAUUUUCUCUCAUUUCCCCAUGACAAGGGUCUCUGCUAAGUUUAUGUUUGGAGAAGAUCCUGCAGAAAAAAAAAAAAAAAAAAAAAAAAAAACGAAAAAAGAAAAGAGGAAAGAGAGCAACACCCUGCUUCAGAGAUGUAUGGGAUCUGUGCGUUGCCAUCUCAGGAUACAAACUUGCAUGCACCAGGAACAGUUGCUGACUCAACAAGUCUUGAGAGUAAUGCUGGAAGAGAUGGGCAGGACAUCUCCUGAAGACUAUGCCACCAAGGGAUGCAAUGUGCAAGCUGAUUUUCCUCUGGCCACCUUGCACAGCUACCACAGGAGGCUACGCUGUGUGCUGCACACUGGGAAGGGCAGGCAAGGUGGUGGGCAGUUGCAACAGGGCUAGAGCCAGUGUUCCCUGGGGUGUCAGGGAAGUCACAACGCACUGGGGUAGAGUGUGGCAUAAUCUGCCUUUGCUCUGGAUCAGAGGAAGGGUUUCUGUUCCUUCAAAAGCCCUUUUUAGCCUCCCAGAGCUGAGUAAAAAGGCAGGAGUUUCCCUAGUUAAGUGAGUCCCCACUAGUGGGGCUAGGACAAAAGGACUCAGGCACCAAGGAGCUCUGGUGAAGGCUCACCUCCAUUGCUUGGCUGUGCACCCUCAGCAGCCUCUCAGGGCAUGGUUUCGGCUCCCUUGAGCAGGGCACACUGAACAGCUUUCCUGCCUCCUGCUCACCAGGCUCCAGUUCAGGUGGGCCAUGGACCACCAGCAUCUCUCUGUGGGAGCGUGGCCCCAGCAAGAUGCUUUCUUCAGGUUGGUUUUGUCCAAGGAAGGACAGGAGCAGAAGUUAAGGAAAACUUCUUAUUUCCCAUGCUGAUGUCUUCACCUCCUUGGCGUGGAGCAACAGGACCAUGAGCAACUGCAGCUGGCCACAUACAUCUGCCCUUAUAGGUCCCCAGUUGCUCUCUCCAGAGUCACAGCAGGCACUAAGUUUAACCAAGAGACUUCCACAGAGCCCUGAGCCACAACACAGCAGGGGACAUUUGGAGGUGGGCCAAAGGCCUCCUUCCUUGCCAAAAAGAAGGGAAGUGCCACCAAAUGCAGAUCUGGCUCCCUCCAAAAUGUAAGAGCAGGGCAGACUGCCAAGCACCUUGCUAGAGGGGAGCAUCACCAGGGGGCUUUGGGCAGGGGGAGGACCCUUCCAGGCUUUGUCGGGCUGAUGGAGCCCUGGUCUAUUCAAAAAGGGAGGGUGGGGAGUUAAUGAUUUGAUGAUGGUGGGAUGAAGAAUGGAGGUGAAGAAAGCAAGUGGAGAAGGAAGAGGAGCCCCGAAGAACCGCAAGGGGGGCUGGGGGCUGCAGAGGUACUAUCACAAACACUUCCUGUCUCCUCCGCUUGCUGAUCCCACGCAAAACCUCCUGACUGUUACAGGCCAGUACCACCUUCCUCCAAUAUUCUUCCUUUCUUUCUUUCUCCCUCUUAUUCCCACUCGCUCUCUUGCUUUUUUUAAAAAAAAAUUGUUUGUUUUGUUGUUUGAUUUCCCGAAACUUGAAAGCCUUUGGCUGCAGAGGAAAGAGACAUGCUGCCUGGUGGCCACGGGCUCAUGGGAUGGGAGUGGAGGAGGGGGAAGGCACAGCAGCUCCUCUUGGGCCUUGUAUUUUGGGGGCAAUGCUUGGAGGAGAGGAUUUCAGCUCAUGACAGCUUGCAAGCUGAUGCUGGUGGUCACGCAGUCAAACCGUGGGCCUGGCAGUGGUCUCCUGAUGUGGACCACUGCAACACCUAUGGCAACACAGGGAGCCAAAAGGAGGGGGAUGCAGGAUAACUCCCUGAGUGUAGUGGGGCUACCCUGGGCAUUGGCAGAUUAGGUGCCUGUAACCCCCUGCCCUGAUAUAGCUGCCUCCAAAGUCAUCCUCACCACUCCCCCAGCCAAGCUUCCCACUGCUUUGCCUAAAAAGCAGGUCUCAGGUAUUGGCCCUGCAAGCCUACAGCACUGACAUCUCCCUACAGACAGCCUCCACUCUCCAAAUCCAGGGCUGAGACAGCACUGCUGGUCCCAUCCCCACCAAUGUGGCUGUGAUGAGGCCUCCUGAGGAAGAGGAAGAGGAGGCAAGGAGGUGGCCAUGCUGCCCUCUCUUCUGCCUGAGCCACCUUUGGCUCUGCCACUGGACCAUGGUACCGAGCAACUGUGGUGAGAACUUCCUGCCCACUCACUCUUAAAGGCUCCCUGUAAGGACGAGGCUGUUUGAAGGCUGCACUAAUAUAUGGGAUAGGGGUUGGACUGAGGGAAGGACUGGCUUCUGAAAUGGUUCACUAGCUCCCGGGAUCAACAGCAAUGAGGCGCACUGUUCUCAGGACUUCGUGGUGGAUCAAGGAGCCUGUUCUACCUUUGCGCUGAGAAAAACGGAAGGGGAAAGAUUUGGGAGCCCAGGCACGCUUAGGGGUGCCAAGGCACAUGGGGAGUUGCUGGUGACUCAUGAGUCAGCAGCCACUUGGGAAGGCACAGGGCUUGGGGGUCUUCAGCCAUGGCCUCCUCCCUACAGGCUUUUGUACCAAGUCAGAUAUGGGUCUGAGAAGGAGAGGAAAAGGAUCGAGGAAAGUGAGGACAACCUUUCAACCAGACCUCCCAGGGGAGCGGCAUUAAGCAGCUGGGUUAUUCCUCAUCUGUACUGCAGUGGACUUUGAAAACCACUAGUACAAGAGCAUUUUGCACUAUUUCUCUGCUCCCCCCCCCCCCUUUUUUCCUACCCUGCCUUUUGAAGACUCUCUCUUUUUUGUUGUUGGUUUUUUUGUUGUUGAUUUUUUUUCCCAAAUGGAGCAUUGUAUAUUUAACAAUUGACAAUUCACCUCACUUCCAGACCGCUGUCCUGGCCCUGGCUAGGAACCUUAUGUACUGUGCUCCCUUCCCUAGCCCAGCCAACAACCCCAUCACUGCCACCGGGACAGACGUCACCAUCCAAGUUACCUACCAUUAUAACACAGUUGUUAACACACCAGAUUCCGAGUUUCCUGCCUGGUUUUUAUCUUUAAGCAAUACUCACUACACAUUUUACGGUAGCUUUUUAUAGCUUUACAUACAUACGGUAGCUCUGUUGUUUCGUUUUGUUUUGUUUUUGUUGUUUUUUUUUCCAGUAAACAAAUACUCAUAAUCAUACUGGUGGGAAAAAAAAAGCAGUUUGUGAAAAACUGACAAUGGAAGAAGAGCUUAAUGCUCUGUUUAGCAUUUUGUACUUAAAAAAAAAAAAUCUCACGUUUUAUUAAAAAGUGAAGAUUGCUGUAUACUAUUUAUUCAACUUAUAAUUUAUGUUACUCUUUGAUCUUUGUCUUUUCUCAUGACAAAGCAUUUAUUUAAUAAAGU